This is a messenger RNA of Guyanagaster necrorhizus, 1182 nucleotides long. RefSeq lists its product as uncharacterized. The transcript is spliced from 5 exons. The record is from RefSeq and is a predicted model, not a curated record. Gene Ontology annotation, cellular component: plasma membrane. The coding region runs from base 1 to 1182 and encodes 393 amino acids. NCBI's taxonomy places the organism in Eukaryota, Fungi, Basidiomycota, Agaricomycetes, Agaricales, Physalacriaceae. Gene Ontology annotation, molecular function: sulfite transmembrane transporter activity. Gene Ontology annotation, biological process: sulfite transmembrane transport.
AUGCAUAAUGUUCCACCUUCCCCGCCACGCUCGUAUUCCAUGACAGCAGGUAUAUACCCAACCUCUUUCUACACGCCACCAGACCAUGAUAUUAAUUCCUCUGGUUUUCGUAGAAAUUUCAUUCCAGCUUGGUUCGCCGUCGUUAUGGGUACCGGAGCAGUCGACAUCCUGCAUGAAGAUCUUAACCCUCAUUUUUUUUUCCUCAAUCUAUCUCUUUUCAUCGUCUUUGCCUUCGUCUCUCUCGUCCGUUACAUUAUGUUCCCCGAAAUUUGGGGUAUCAUGGUCCGGCACCCCGUUCAGAGUCUCUACACGGGUACCUUCCCCAUGGGGUCCAUCACCAUCCUUACUAUUGCAGUUAGCCUCAUCCACGGGGACUACAACUUUGGCGGUAAGCCAUUUAUGUAUGUCCUUUGGUCUUUCUGGUGGAUAGACGUUCUAUGCUCCUUCCUCUGCUGUUUUGGUAUUCUCCACUACAUGAAAACCUCCCAUACUCACACACUGGAGACCAUGACUCCUGCAUGGGUGCUUCCCGUCAUAACCUUAAUCGUCACAUCCUCCGGUGGCGGUGUCGUAGCUUCGUCAUUAUACAAAUAUUCCUUGAACCAUGCGAUGGUCACCGCCACCCUUUCAAUUUUCAUGGUAUCCAUAGGACUAUCUGUGGCCUUGAUGAUUUUGACUAUAUAUCUACUUCGCCUGAUCCUUCACGGCCUACCACCCGGCACCACGAUAACUUCUGCAUUCUUACCCCUCGGACCAACAGGCCAGGCGGGAUAUUCUAUUCUACUUCUUGGACAAUACUUCAAGACAGUCCUACCCCUACCCUACGGAUCCUCCAAGUUUCUCACUGCCGAGACUACCGGUGCAUCCAUCAACGUUGUCUGCGCGAUCAUCUCUGUCGUGCUAUGGGCACUAGCGUCGGGAUGGUUAUUUUUUGCCCUUCUCGGUGUGCAAAACAUCCUGCGCCAGACAUGUAUUCCAUUUAGAGUGGAGACGUGGGGGCUCAUUUUUCCAAAUGGAGUUUACGCGAAUCUGACUCUGAGCCUUGCAAGCACUUUUGACUCUACAUUCUUCCGCGUGUGGGGUUCAAUAUAUUCGGUUGCAACUGUAAUCCUUUGGUGUUUUGUGGCUACACGGACGGUAGUGUUAAUGCGCAAUAAGCGUACAUUCGAAAUCCCAUCGUAA